Molecule: messenger RNA, 1944 nt
Organism: Peniophora sp. CBMAI 1063
Lineage: Eukaryota; Fungi; Basidiomycota; Agaricomycetes; Russulales; Peniophoraceae
Source: the annotation of a GenBank genome assembly
AUGUCGCCCCUCUCCGACCCCGAAGACUCCCUCCUCGCCCUCCCCUCCUCCACCACCGCAGACUCAGCCAACACGCACGCCCUCCGCACAGCGCCCAUAAUCACCUCCGACGCCCUCAUCCACCUCGGCCCAGGCGUCAUCCCCCAACGCGCCGUCUACGGCCGCCUCCUCUCCCAACACGCGCCCGGCUUCCCGUCGCAGUGCAGGGCAGACCGCAAAGCGAAGGGCGGCGCGGGGAAGGUGUACGUGAACACGAACGCGCCGUUCAGCGCGCUCGUGUGUGGCGUGCAGGGGUCGGGCAAGAGCCACUCGACGUCUGUAUUGCUCGAAAGCUGCUUGGUAAAGGACGAGCGGCUCGGUACGCUGCCGGAGCCGCUUAGCGCGCUCGUCUUCCAUUUCGACACCGCCGCUGGCGGCGGACUCGUACAGCCAUGUGAAGCCGCCUAUCUCGCGGCGCUGGAUCCAUCUCGCGCAGGUAACGCGCGCGCACCACCGGUAAAGGUGCUCGUAAUGCCGAACAGCAUCACGAACAUGCGCCGCGUAUACGCCGGCCUCCCCGGCGUGACCGUCGAGCCCCUCCACUUCGCGCCGGGCGACAUCAACGGCAGCCGGCUGCUCAGCAUGAUGAAGCUCGCCGACGGCCAGCAGCUGCCGCUCUACAUGGAGGCGCUCAUGGACAUCCUCCGCUCGAUGGAGACCAACUUCUCCUAUACCGCGUUCCGCGCGGAGCUGGCGCGGCAGAAGUUCAGCCCGGCGCAGAAGGCGAUGUUGAAUAUCCGGCUUGCGUUGCUGGACUCGUGUCUUGCGGGUGGGGAUGAGGGUAAUAGCGUUAGCCGGCACUUCGUGCAGGGCCAGUUGACUAUCAUCGACCUUUCCUCGCCGUUCAUGGACCCGACGUCGGCAUGCGGCUUCUUCGAUCUCAUCUUGGGCCUCUUCAUCGAGGCGCCGUGUACGUCUGGGAAGAUCGUCGUGCUGGAUGAAGCGCACAAAUACCUCUCCGAGUCUUCCUCCCGCCUCACGGAGUCCCUCCUGACCGUGAUCCGGCAACAACGGCACCUGGCCACGCGUGUAGUCGUCUCUACGCAGGAGCCGACCGUCGUGCCGGAGAAGUACCUCGACCUAUGCUCCUUCGUCAUCGCGCACCGCUUCUCGUCGCCCUUAUGGCUCAAGACGCUCGCGAACCACCUCUCCGCCGACAACAAUACCGUCGACUCUCUCUUUGCCAAGAUCGUCGCGUUGCGUACGGGCGAGGGAAUCCUCUUCGCAGCCGCGGGACUCGGACUGAAAGAAGACGACUCCGGCGGAGGCAAGGUGGAGCCUCUUGGGCGGGGAUACGUGGUGGUCAAGUCGCGGCUGAGGAUAACGAGGGAUGGCGGGCAUUCGUUGCUCGCGGUACAAGCUGACGAAGCCCCGGUCCCUGCGAUGAACGCGAGUGUGCCGAGCGCCGGUAUGCAGACACCACCGCAGCAGCGGGCGAACGCGCUGCCGGCUGGGAUGCGUACGCCGCCGGAGUCGCCUCCAAGGAAUCAAUCGAGCGCGGGUCAGGGCGCAUCGCCUAUACCGUCCUCAACCGCUCAGCCUGUCAAGGCCUCGCCAGGCCUGCCUUCCGCCGGCCAAGCAGCAACACCAGCCGCACCUCCACCGCCAUCAUCGCCACCACCAUCCUCAUCUGGCCCACCUCCAACUCGCAAGCGAGCCCCCAUCUCCUCCUGCAACGGCGACACCAACGUGACGCAUCUCGUCUCCUAUCUCGAAUCGCAAGAGCGCAUCGACGGCACAGCAGGCUACAUCCCAUUCAAGCAAGCCAGAACCGGCAUCUCUGCGCGCGGCGCGGUCAUCGCGAAGAAUAACCGGGGUAUAUUCGAGCGGGCGGAGCGGAUGGGGUUCGUGGAGAUCAUGACGAGUGCGGAGGGGAGGCGUUAUGUUCGCUUGUUGCCGCUGUAG